AAACCGCUCUCUCUCUGUCUCCAAGUGUAAUCUGCCGAGCGGCAAUUCCAGAUUUGGGAGAAGUUUAGCUGCUCCGGUUCUUCAGUGGGCAAGGGGGAAAUCCUGCUUAUAAGGCAGACCAUCGCUGCCGGAGUCCUCGCUGACGCUCAUGAAUCUCUGGAUUUCCAGCUUUGCUCCCGCGGCGCCCGGCAGCUCCAACCGAGUGGAAUCUGUCUUGGGUCUUGCGCUGUUCCUCAGCUGCCUGCCGACAGUGCCUCCGACCCGGCUCUCAGCUGACGGGAAGAGGAACCUGCCUCACCUUCCGUGUAGAAAGUUCCUUACGCUCCUCCGUCCCGGCACUUUUCCGGGAUGGAGUUUUCGGGGCUGGGUUUCUGCCAGAGAGAGCUUUCGGGAUCUGUGGUUUGGUAUUGACGCGGUUGUGUUUUUUAUUGAUCUCGACCUUGAUUUAGGCUGUUACUUAAUAGCAAGGAAACCCAUCUGGAGACUCUCGGCCGGAAAGCGGUACCCGAAGCAGAGACGCCCCCCGCACCUGAAGGAGAAAAUGAAGAAGCUGUUACAAGACUCGCCAGAUGAACCCUCGGGGAGCCAGGGGCCACCCACCCAGCCCUCCCCGGGGGCACCCAGUGGGAAUGGCUCAGUUGGGGACCUCAAGAGCAGGCUGCCGAGUCCCGCGGACCCCACCCCUGAAGUCGCCGUUCCCCAGGAGAGCAGCCGGGGCUCGGGGGAAGGCAAGCCAGGGUGCCUCGGGGAGGUGCGACUGAACUGCGACGGCUGCGUCCAGGUGCCUCGCCCCGGGCACGGCUGGCCGGAGGACCGCUCGGCCAGAGGGCAGCUAAGGCCGUCCCCGUUUCCGGGCCCGGCCAAGGACGCCCCGGCGUCCGGUCCCCGGGAUCGCUCCGCCCUCGGCGUUGCCGCGGGCCGGAGAGGGAGCCCCGAGCGGUCCGGGCCGUCUGGUCCAAACGGGGCCCCGGCCUCCAAGGGCGGCAGGCUGCGGCGGCGGGACCUGGGGGCGGAUGUGGUGGAGUCCAUCAUCAAGGAGCUGCAAGGGAUCAGCCAGAUCCAGACGGAAAUCGCCGAGCUCCGGCAGCACCUGGGCUCCGUCAGGGGCUCGGUGGACGAGGUGUUGAGCUGCGUGGACUCGGUCCUCAGCGAGAUCGAGGGCCUGCAGCCGGCGGGCGGCUCCAAGGCCCAAGCGCCUCGGGUCGCGGCGGGCGGCGAGUCCCGCCGGGGGGCCCUCGGCGAGGAAGCCGUACUGUACUUCUACGGCCUCCCGGAGCGGGACGGGGAGAACACGGUGGAGCUCAUUUACCGCUUUCUGGCCGAGCACCAGUGCGUCAACGGCGUCCAGUGCAGCAAGUACAUCAAGGACGCCUACCGGUCCAGCCUGACGAGAGGCAAGGCCCCGGCCCCCAGGCCGGCGGUCGUCACACUCGUGCAGCCCGAGCAGAGGGACCUCAUCCUACAGAAAUCGAUUCUCCUACAACGUUUGGGGGUCAAGAUCGCGACCCGUGAAGAGCCCUUGGGCUCCUUCCUGCAGCAGAGGCUCCAGGAGCAUCGCCAGCGCUCACGGAGUCCUGACGAUGAAGGAGGGCAUCUCCGGGCAGGCUCAGAGACCACGGGGUACCGCGCGGGGACCGUUCAGAUCCGGGGCCUGGAGGGAAGUCCGAACCCCCCGAGCCUCUCGGAGGAGCUCGGCUUUGCUCCAAAAGGCAGCUGGGUUGAGGGAGGGCCGGUGGGGCCCAAGCUCCCCGGGCAGACCCCACCCUCCGGCGAGCCAUCUCCCUCCACUCCGUGGGAAUCUAAGCAAGCUCCCUUGGGGUCGAUCCCGAAGCGGGAAAAACCAGGGGACUCCGAGGGGCUCCUCAACCGGGGAGGCGGAGAAGUCGGCCGCGGCCCCGGAAACGGGACCGCUGCGUGCGCGCCUCCCGCCCGGGACCCGAGGGCCGAGGGAGAGCCCGCGGAAGAGAGCGAUUCCCGAGACGGCGGGCCCGGCCCGGAGAUUCCCAGCCUGGACCGGCCCGAUACCCUUCUGGGAGACCGGGGUGGUCGGCCGUUGGCUUUGAGCCACGACGGCGGGCUGGAUCACGUGGGAGCGGAGAGUCACGGAGACCUGGUGCCCGUCGACCUGAACGAGGAGGAGCCGGCCGGGCGGCUCCUCCUGGAUGUCUUGGAGAACUCCCCGUAUUUCCUGGAGCCCUUGCAGGGCAGCGUGGACGGGGAGGAUGUGAAGUUCUACACGAGCCGGCUCGGAAAGGCGAUUCACCAGGUGAGGUCCGUCCUGCAGGGCGUGUUCCAGAGGCUGGAGAGCGCCGACCCGCUCAGCCCGGACGACGCCGGCCGCUGCCGGACCGACGGCAGCGCCAGGCUGCGAGAAGCCAGCCCCGGCGGGCAGGCCGACAGCAGGACGGGGAGCCCUUUCAGUCUGUGGAGCGAGAGCCUGGCCAGCGAGGCCGCCGACGGCGAAGCGGCCCUCGCCGGGCAGAAGGAGAUGCUCCCCGACCCCGGCGACCCCCCUCCGGCCCCCGCCAGCUCCCCUCUCUCUUGUUCCGUGCCGCGUUCGCAUCCCGAUGCUCGUGCCCGGGACGCGGCGGUCGACUCGGACCGGUCCACGGACGGCGGGCUGAGCCUGGAACAGGUGUGCGUGGAAACCAUCUACCUCAGCAAGUGCAUCAACAACUUCAAAAACCUCCUGAGGGAAAAGAGGCUGAUGCAGAAAAGACUCUUGCAGGACUCGCUGUCGGAAGCUGAAGAACCGUAUCCAGAGGGCCCCGGAAGAGACCUGCAGGUCCCCGACGAUGGCGACCCAUCGAAGCAGCCGUGGUUCAAGGGCGGGCAAGCCAAUGGUCUCUACGGCAUUGACAGCAUGCCCGAUCUUCGCCAGAGGAAACCAAUUCCACUGGUCAGCGACCUGGCGAUGUGCCUGGUUCAGUCCCGAAAGGCCGGCGUCACCUCUGCGAUGGCCACACGCACCUCCCUCAAGGACGAAGACCUGAAAUCCCACGUGUACAAGAAGACGCUGCAAGCCCUGAUCUACCCCAUCUCCUGCACCACACCCCACAACUUCGAGGUGUGGACCGCCACCACCCCCACCUACUGUUACGAGUGCGAGGGCCUCCUGUGGGGCAUCGCCCGGCAGGGCAUGCGCUGCACCGAGUGCGGCGUCAAGUGCCACGAGAAGUGCCAGGACCUGCUCAACGCUGACUGCCUCCAGCGAGCCGCAGAGAAGAGCUCCAAGCACGGGGCUGAAGACCGGACCCAGAACAUCAUCAUGGCCAUGAAGGAUCGCAUGAAGAUCCGGGAGCGGAAUAAGCCGGAGAUCUUCGAGGUGAUCCGGGACGUGUUCACCGUGGGCAAAGUGGCCCACGCCCAGCAGAUGAAGACGGUGAAGCAGAGUGUGCUGGAUGGUACCUCCAAGUGGUCAGCGAAGAUCACCAUCACGGUGGUGUGCGCUCAGGGGCUGCAGGCCAAAGAUAAAACCGGCUCCAGCGACCCGUACGUCACCGUCCAGGUCGGAAAGACCAAGAAGAGGACAAAGACCAUUUUCGGAAACCUGAACCCAGUUUGGGAAGAGAAGUUUCAUUUCGAGUGCCAUAACUCCUCCGACCGGAUCAAGGUGCGGGUCUGGGACGAGGACGACGACAUCAAGUCGCGGGUGAAGCAGAGGCUGAAGCGUGAGUCGGACGACUUCCUGGGGCAGACCAUCAUCGAGGUGCGGACGCUGAGCGGGGAGAUGGACGUCUGGUACAAUCUUGAGAAGCGAACAGAUAAAUCGGCUGUCUCGGGAGCCAUCCGACUGCAGAUCAGCGUGGAGAUCAAGGGGGAGGAGAAGGUGGCACCAUACCACGUCCAGUAUACCUGCCUUCAUGAGAACCUCUUCCACCACCUCACGGACAUCCAGGGCAACGGUGGGGUCAGGAUUCCCGAGACCAAAGGAGAUGACGCGUGGAAAGUGUAUUUUGAUGAAACGGCCCAGGAGAUCGUCGAUGAGUUCGCCAUGCGCUACGGCGUCGAGUCCAUCUACCAGGCCAUGACGCAUUUUGCCUGUCUCUCCUCCAAGUACAUGUGUCCCGGGGUGCCGGCCGUGAUGAGCACGCUGCUGGCCAACAUCAACGCCUAUUAUGCCCACACGACUGCCUCCACCAACGUCUCCGCCUCCGACCGCUUUGCCGCCUCCAACUUUGGUAAGGAGAGGUUUGUGAAACUCCUGGACCAGCUGCACAACUCCUUGCGCAUUGACCUCUCCAUGUACCGGAACAACUUCCCGGCCAGCAGCCCGGAGAGGCUGCUGGAUCUGAAGUCCACCGUAGAUCUGCUGACCAGCAUCACUUUUUUCAGGAUGAAGGUUCAAGAGCUGCAGAGCCCGCCCCGUGCCAGCCAGGUCGUGAGGGACUGCGUGAAGGCCUGCCUGAAUUCCACCUACGAGUACAUCUUCAAUAAUUGCCACGAGCUGUACGGCCGCGAGUAUCAGAUGAAGAAACAGGACCUGCCACCGGAGGACCAAGGCCCCAGCAUCAAAAACCUGGAUUUCUGGCCCCAGCUCAUCACCCUGGUCGUGUCGAUCAUCGAGGAGGACAGAAAUUCGUACACCCCCGUCCUGAACCAAUUCCCACAAGAGCUGAGCGUGGGGAAGAUCAGUGCGGAGGUCAUGUGGGGCCUCUUUGCGCAGGACAUGAAAUAUGCCAUGGAAGAGCACGAGAAGCACCGCUUGUGUCGGAGCGCCGAGUACAUGAACCUGCACUUCAAGGUCAAGUGGCUGUACAACGAAUACGUGCACGACUUGCCCUCGGCCCAGACCCGAGUGCCCGACUAUCCCACGUGGUUUGAGCAGUUUGUGAUGCAGUGGCUGGAGGAGAAUGAGGAGGUGGCCCUGGAGUUCCUGCACGGCGCGCUGGAGAGAGACAAGAAGGAUGGGUUCCAGCAGACGUCCGAGCACGCCCUCUUCUCCUGCUCUGUGGUGGACGUCUUCACUCAGCUCAACCAGAGCUUCGAGAUCAUCAAGAAGCUGGAGUGUCCCGACCCAGCGAUUGUCGCCCGUUACAUGAGGCGAUUCGCCAAGACCAUUGGGAAGGUGCUGAUUCAGUAUGCGGAUAUCCUGAUGGCGACAUUCCAGUCCUACUGCUCCAAGGAGAAGCUGCCCUGCAUCCUGAUGAACAAUAUCCAACAGCUGCGGGUGCAGCUGGAGAAGAUGUUUGAGGCCAUGGGGGCGAAGGAGCUGGACCCCGAGGCCGGAGACAACCUCAAGGAGCUGCAGGUGAAGCUCAACACGGUUCUGGAUGAACUGAGCACGGUGUUUGGGAACAGCUUCCAGGCCCGGAUCGACGAAUGCGUCCGACAGAUGGCUGACAUCCUGGGCCAAGUCAAGGGCACGGGGAAUGUUCCCGCCGGUUCUAGGAACACGGUCGCCCAAGAUGCGGACAACGUGCUGCGGCCGCUCAUGGACUUCUUGGACAGCAAUCUCACUCUCUUCGCCGCCGUGUGUGAGAAGACGGUGCUGAAGCGCGUCCUGAAGGAGCUGUGGCGUGUGGUGAUGGACACCAUGGAGAAGAUGAUUGUUCUGCCUCCCCUCACCGACCAGACGGGCACCCAACUGAUUUUCUCAGCUGCCAAGGAGUUGGGCCACCUCUCCAAGCUCAAGGACCACAUGGUACGGGAGGAGACCCGGAGUCUGACCCCAAAGCAGUGUGCCGUCCUGGAUCUCGCACUGGACACCAUCAAGCAAUACUUCCACGCCGGCGGCAACGGGCUGAAGAAAACCUUCCUGGAGAAGAGCCCCAACCUGCAGUCCCUUCGCUACGCUCUGUCCCUCUACACCCAGACCACCGACACGCUCAUUAAGACCUUCGUGCAGUCCCAGACGGCCCAGGUGCAUGAUGGGAAGGGUGUUAGGUUUACGGUCAGUGAAGACGUGCCCCCGGAGAAGGGGUCUGGAGCGGAGGACCCUGUGGGAGAAGUGUCCAUCCAGGUGGAUCUGUUCACUCAUCCGGGCACUGGGGAGCACAAGGUCACUGUGAAAGUGGUGGCUGCCAACGAUCUCAAGUGGCAGACGACGGGCAUGUUCCGGCCCUUCGUGGAAGUGACCAUGAUCGGGCCGCACCAGGGUGACAAGAAACGCAAGUUCACGACCAAGUCCAAAAGCAACACCUGGGCCCCUAAAUACAACGAGACCUUCCACUUCAUCCUGGGAAACGAGGACGGACCGGACGCCUACGAGCUCCAGGUGUGUGUCAAGGACUACUGUUUCGCCCGCGAGGACCGCGUGCUGGGGCUGGCCGUGAUGCAGCUGAGGGAGAUGGCGGACAAGGGCAGCUGCGCCUGCUGGUGCCCGCUGGGCCGCCGGAUCCACAUGGAUGACACCGGCCUGACGGUGCUGCGCAUCCUGUCGCAGAGAACCAAUGACGAGGUGGCCAGGGAGUUUGUCAAGCUCAAGUCGGACUCCCGCUCGGCGGAGGAGGGCAGCUGAGGGGAGGCCGGCUUUCCCCCGGCCCCCCCGUGCCAGGGCCAGCUCGGCACCCUCUGGAAGGGCCGAAGGCGGGCAGUCCGGCCGCCACCUGCGUCCCUCUUCUAGGUAGGGGGGCACCAGCCGACCGGACGAGAGUUAUUGGCGAAAUCUCUAACCCUUCACGAUGCAGAAACUCCGGAGGGUGUGCCCAGAGCUGGGUGCACUCGCGCUCACCGACCCACCGAGCUCUCCGUGCCGACUUCGGUCGGAGUCGGGAGGGUAUGACGUGAGCCUGCGGGAGCGGGUGGGGGCUGGAUACCGCCCCAGAUGGGCCGGGUCUAGGAUGGGGAGGGGAGGGGGCCGAGCCUGACGAGGCGCCUGAAACAGCAGCCGGGGCCCCCCGCGACCCUUGCGGGUCUGCCGAGGGGGCUCAGCCUCGGGAAUUCUCGGGAUCCUAGCUGGGUCCCUGAACUUUCAGUCCUGGGGAGAGCCAAAUUGGGGCCGGGGAGGGGGGUUCAGGUGCAGAGGGAGCUUUGUAGGCCCUCCCCGUGGACCCCGAGACCCCAGUCGUCGAGGGGUUUUUUUUGCAUCCAUAGGGCGGGAGGGUUUGGUGCCCGGAAAAGAGACCGAGAUUUCUGACCGUUCCUCCUCGGGAGCCCCAGAUGGCCGCCUGGAGUGGGGAAACGCCUUCCAGGCUGCUAUGGUGGGGCCGUUGGAGCUUGGUGAGGGGCAGCCUUCUGCGGACCAGAGUUCGCUCUGGGAGACUGACCCUGAGGGGCUGCGGGGCUGGGCCUGAAUUCGAUUUUUGGAAAGGCCCGAGGGGGGAGGAGCCCCUUGACCCCGUCCUCCCCGAGUGUUCGAUCCUAGCACGACGUACUGUAAUUCUCCCACCGUGGCUGAGGAUCGGGGGGACUCCUUAAGAAUUUUUUUUUUAACGUAUUUUUUAGACCCUUGUCUGGACACGGGAAUGGGGACUUUUCUGCCCCUGGCGGGCUUCCGGGGGCCCCGGAGAUAGGGAGGGAUUACACGGAUGCUAUCCCGGAGCCCUGGCCACCGCGCCACCCAGGGCAAGAAGUUGCAGGACCGCCUCGGUAGAGGUGAGGGGAGCAGCCUGGGUGGGGCCGGUCUUGUCGAUCGGCGGCUUAGCCCGUAACCCCCUUGCCCCGUUUCGAGGGAAAGGCUGGGCUUCGGCAGAGGAACUGGACCGGCCCUUCCGGGAGGUGUGGAUUUUGGGAAGAGCCGACGGGGCCUGGCUCGGCGAGGGUGGAGACCGCCGCGUUCGGAGCAUCUUAGAUAGUGGGGCGGCAGGGGCCGUACUCUGGGCCUUCCUGCUGCUGCCCACCACUGCCCUGGGACCCGGCAGCGGGCCCGACCCGUCCCGAUUCACCGUCCUCGGGGGUCCCCAGAGGCAGACACAUCUCCUCUUCUCCCUCUGGGAAACUGGGGAGGAGAAGGGACCUGCACAGGCGGGGAGACCGGGGACGCGAUAGGCACUGACACGGGAUGGGAGGGGCCUAGGGAGCGGGACGCUUUGAACACUGGAGUCGAGGACUGGAUUUAGGGCAGGACUCCACGCAACUGAAGUAAAGAGAUGAGGGGAGAGGCCCGGGGAGGAGGAAAGGGAUGGAGAAGGGGUCCCAGAGGAAGCCGAGCGGCGUUAGCCUGGGAGAAGAGAAGGCUGAGGGACCUGAAUAACCAUCUCCCAGGUAAGGAACCAACCGUUCCCCACUGGAUAGAACCAAGAAAAACCCCGUAACUACCAAAGACUUACAGAUGAAGAGCAAAUGUGUCGAUGGCAAGAGCGGGAGACUCGAGGGACUGUGACCGAGAGUGUGGAUUCUCCUGUGGGCCUUCUAAACUCAGGGGAAAAGGGUGGGCGCAGGCCAGCCCGGUGCGGGGAUGUCAGAUCAGAAGGGGGAAAACUGAAAAAUAAACUCUUGUCUGGAAACAGAA
Messenger RNA from Tachyglossus aculeatus (Australian echidna), 8392 nucleotides. It is a transcript of the gene UNC13B, whose product is annotated as unc-13 homolog B. Gene Ontology annotation, molecular function: calcium ion binding; diacylglycerol binding; phospholipid binding. The transcript is spliced from 34 exons. Gene Ontology annotation, biological process: synaptic vesicle priming; neuromuscular junction development; presynaptic dense core vesicle exocytosis. Bases 149 to 6460 code for a protein of 2103 amino acids. NCBI's taxonomy places the organism in Eukaryota, Metazoa, Chordata, Mammalia, Monotremata, Tachyglossidae. The record is from RefSeq and is a predicted model, not a curated record. Gene Ontology annotation, cellular component: presynaptic active zone cytoplasmic component; terminal bouton; plasma membrane.